Molecule: messenger RNA, 789 nt
Organism: Chaetomium fimeti
Lineage: Eukaryota; Fungi; Ascomycota; Sordariomycetes; Sordariales; Chaetomiaceae
Product: Rhodanese-like domain-containing protein
Exons: 3
Coding region: 109-585 (158 amino acids)
Cellular component (GO): nucleus; cytoplasm
Molecular function (GO): protein tyrosine phosphatase activity
Source: RefSeq, a predicted model, not a curated record
CCCCCAGGUCCCCUUUUCACACGCCGAAUCUCAUGGAACCCCUCACAACAUCUCUCCUCAACCGAAACAUCAAUCCACCCCUUUCUCCCAAGACACCUAAAAUCCAAAAUGGCAACCACCGACGCAACCACUCCAGCGCCCUGGUACGCGGCCUAUCCCGCACCCAAAUCCGACGUCGUCACCAUCUCGCGGGAGGAAGUGCUCGAGCUUCUGAAGACGACGCCGCUCGAAAAGCGGGAUUUCGUGCUGAUCGAUCUGCGGCGGAAUGAUUUUGAGGGCGGCACCAUCCGCGGCUCGCUCAACCUCCCCGCGCAGAGUCUCCCCCUGACCCUCCCCACCAUCUACGCCACCUUCAAAGCAGCCAACCUGCGCAAGGUCAUCUUCUACUGCGGCUCCUCCAAAGGCCGCGGCAGCCGCGCGGCAGGCUGGCUGGCCGACCACAUCGCGGCGGCGGGCGACAGCGACAUGAAGAGCCUCGCGCUGGCGGGCGGGAUCAAGGGGUGGGCGGGCGCGGGCGGGGAGUUUGUCGAGUGGAUGGACGGGUAUGAGGCUGCGGUGUGGGUGGGGGGUGGGGAGGGUUGUUGAUUGGGUACCUACCUAGGUACCUAAGGUAAGGGAGGUAGUUAUGGCUGUAUUUUGUGGUGUGGUAGCCCUGGAUGGGGAGUUGGGGGUUGCAGGAUGGCUGGUUGGCUACCUACCUAGCCAGGGUAGGUAGGUAGGUAGUUUGUUGAUGUUACACGCUCAUUAUUCGGUCGGUGGUGGGUGCUGGUGUGAGGGGUGGCUUGUUGC